Messenger RNA from Aegilops tauschii subsp. strangulata, 1305 nucleotides. Its product is annotated as chloroplastic lipocalin. The record is from RefSeq and is a predicted model, not a curated record. Gene Ontology annotation, molecular function: small molecule binding. NCBI's taxonomy places the organism in Eukaryota, Viridiplantae, Streptophyta, Magnoliopsida, Poales, Poaceae.
CCGGAUGACGACGCUCCCCCGGCGGACCCGUACCGUCCGUCCACCGUCCGUCUUCCCCGAGCAAAGCUGCCAACGCCACCUGCCCACAUCAUGGGAUGGUUGGAAAAAGGAAAUCCACCGCGAAGCCAGGAACCCCAACAAAACGUCCCCCUCCGUCGACAACCCGACGCCGACGCCGACGCCCGGAGCCAUGGCCCUCCUGCCGCUUCUGGGUUCCCCCUCCUUCCCGUUCCCGGCCUCGCGCCCUGCCCGCCCGUCCAGGAGAAAAUGUGGCCCUGCCGCGCGCAUGAAUUUCAGAUGCUCCGCGGAAGAGAGAGCGCCGGUCAGGAACAGUGGGAUAUCCAAGCAUGUCCUCUCUUGUCUUGCUGCGUCUCUCCUCUUCAUCUCUCCACCUAGUCAGGCUGUUCCUGCAGACACCUUUGCCCGGCCCAGCUUGUGCCAGGUUGCGGUGGUGGCCGCCAUCGACAAAGGCGCGGUCCCUCUGAAGUUCGACGGCCCUUCCGAUGAUGGGAUGAUGAUGAUGACCAAGGGCAUGACCGCCAAGAACUUCGAUCCUGUUCGCUACUCCGGUAGGUGGUUCGAGGUGGCAUCGCUCAAACGCGGGUUCGCUGGUCAGGGACAAGAGGACUGCCAUUGUACUCAGGGAGUGUAUACAUUUGAUGAGAAGGCGGGCGCAAUCAAGGUGGAGACAUUCUGUGUCCAUGGUUCACCUGACGGAUACAUCACCGGUAUCCGGGGGAAGGUGCAAUGCCUGUCUCAAGAGGACAUGGCUGGUGCCGAGACUGAUCUCGAGAGGGAGGAGAUGAUCAGCAGCAAAUGCUUUCUGCGCUUCCCAACACUCCCCUUCAUACCCAAGCUACCCUAUGAUGUCCUCGCGACUGACUACGACAAUUACGCCGUCGUUUCUGGAGCAAAGGACACCAGCUUUAUUCAGAUAUACUCAAGAACACCAAACCCUGGACCGGAGUUCAUCGAGAAGUACAAGUCAUACGCCGCCGGCUUCGGCUACGACCCGAGCAAGAUCAAGGACACGCCGCAGGACUGCGAGGUGUCCUCGGACCAGCUUGCGGAGAUGAUGUCCAUGCCCGGGAUGGACCAGGCCCUGACGAACCAGUUCCCGGACCUGAAGCUCAAGUCGUCGGUCGCGUUCGACCCGUUCACGAGCGUGACCCAGACCCUGAAGAAGCUCGCCGAAGUGUAUUUCAAGUAAACACAAACUCAUCCGCCGUUCCACUGAUCGGUGUUUGCUUCUCUACGCCGAAGCUGCACUUUGAUAAAUAUAAGUAGAUCCCUUCAGUGGCUUCA